Messenger RNA from Glossina fuscipes, 991 nucleotides. RefSeq names its product ATP synthase subunit s, mitochondrial. NCBI's taxonomy places the organism in Eukaryota, Metazoa, Arthropoda, Insecta, Diptera, Glossinidae. Bases 244 to 870 code for a protein of 208 amino acids. The transcript has 2 exons. The record is from RefSeq and is a predicted model, not a curated record.
GCUUUUGAACUAUCAAAUCCAAAAUUGUUAAUUGGAAUGUAUCACCAAGAAAAUUUCUCAGUAAUAAUUAAAACGGCAACCAUGUACGCAAUUAACUCCAACUAUGAAAACUGUGCUAUCAUAAUUGCGCUAAGAGUAAAACAGCUGCUUACUUCAAUUAAUUAAUAAUAAUAGUAAGACUGCAUUUUUUCGUUAAAAAUUUUCUAAAUUCUAAAUUAUACAGAGUGAAAUCGGGAAUUGGGGAUGACUGUUCUACGUCAUGUUUACCAAUGUAUGUACAAAAUACCAGGAAGUAUAAACGCCCAUUUAGUUAGUACAUGUACUGCGCGCCUAAGCAAUGAACUUAAACGUUCCGUAUGGGGUUUCGUAGCAAUUGCUUUCAAUCGAGUAGAUAUGGACCGAUUGAUGAAAGUCGGACCCAAUCGCUUAUGUGCCGAAUGGCUACUAAAGAACGGCGGAGCCAUACGUACUAAAGGGAAUCCCGAUAUUUUGCUUAAGAAUUAUAAUUUAUUGCCGCCCGAAAGCGACAAAUUUCUUAUCAAAGUAGCAGACGCAACCGGAUCGUCGAUCAUGAAAAUUGGAUUACAGCAUUUCAACGGAUGUAAACAUAUUGACACAGUCAUAAUUCAUAGUUGCCGACAUUUGGAAGAAGAUGGUCUCAAUGAUAUUGUUUAUUUAACUCAGUCUCUAAAAGUGCUGCAAGUGUCCGAUUGUGGUAACAUUAACGAUCAAGGUUUAAUGGUGAUUGGAAAGUUGAAAAACUUGGAACUGCUUAAAAUCUAUCAUAUGCCCGCUGUAAAAAAUAUGGAAAAUGUUAAAAAUCAAUUGCAAGAAAUGUUACCAAAUUGCAUUAUGGACAUAAAGAAAUAAUUUUUAAAAAUUUGCAGCAAGUUGCAAAGAUGACUUAAUUGAAAGAAAGUUGGCUUUCAAACUUAUGUCUAUGACAAGUUAAGAUAGGAUUAAAGUAUCUCAAUGAAGCUAAGGAAAUUAG